AAUGUGAGAUCAUUACAUCUUCACAUUGUUGACGUUGCGAGUGAUUAUAACGUAAAAGCAGCAGAUAUUAAUAUAUUUGUAGAAACUGCUCUAUGUAGUAAUGACGACAAUGAAUUGUAUCAGAUUCCAGGAUUUCAACUAUUCAGAAAUGACUUCAUCCCAGAUGGUACUAGAACACCUUAUGGAACUGCUGUUUACGUAAAAGACAAUAUGCAACUCAUCUUAGAACCUUCAAGGUGCAACUAUAAUCAUGUAGAAAUGACAUUACUCAAA
Messenger RNA from Paramuricea clavata, 273 nucleotides. NCBI's taxonomy places the organism in Eukaryota, Metazoa, Cnidaria, Anthozoa, Malacalcyonacea, Plexauridae. The record is from the annotation of a GenBank genome assembly.